CGUCUCUCUCUCUCUCGCUCUCGCUCUCUCUCUCCUCCGACGACGACGAAGAAGAAGCCAUGGCCACCGCCGCAGAUCAAGAAGACGACGACACGCAGAAGCAGAAGCAGAAGCAGAAGCAGAAGCCCACGGAAGCCAAAAUCACCAAGCGCAAGGAGUCGUCCAUCUACGGCAACUACAAGCACUACUACGGCUAUCGAAUUGAUCCGAGUACGGAGGAGGAUCCGCGGCUCGCGGUGUUCAAGAGGGAGUGGUUUGAGGGGAGGGACUGCCUCGACAUUGGCUGUAACCAGGGAUUGAUAGCAAUCAGCAUAGCGAAGAAGUUUCUAUGCCGAAGCAUUUUGGGAAUCGACAUCGACGCAGGUUUGGUGGAAACUGCUCAAUGGAACUUAAGAAAGAUAGCUAGACUCGAAAAUGCACAUAAAAGAGCAAUAGAGGGUUCUAACUUAACAGCGUCUAAUAGUUUGAGCUGUUUGGGGAGAAGGACUGGUCAAACUUCAAAGGGGAAGAUCCCUGGCUAUAAGCAUGAUGAUUCUCCUGGUACAGCAGAGGAUCUUUUCAAUGUAGUUUCCUUCUGCCGUCAAAAUUUUAUAGAGAGCUUGGAUGGAUGCUCAGAAAAGUAUGAUACAAUUCUUUGUUUGAGUGUCACGAAGUGGAUCCAUCUGAAUUGGGGUGAUGAUGGUCUGAUUACUUUGUUUGUGAAGAUAUGGAGACUUCUUAGACCGGGUGGGAUUUUUCUAUUAGAGCCGCAACCCUGGACUUCAUAUAAGAAAAACCGACGAGUUUCUGAGAUAGCUAUUGUGAAUUACGACAAUAUCCUUUUGUAUCCACAUAUAUUUCGAGAAAUACUACUAGACAAGAUUGGAUUCAGGUCGGUGGAGGUCGUUACUGACAAUUUGUCCGGUACUGUCGCGGGGUUUGACCGUCCAAUUUUGGCCUUCUUGAAGUGAAAUAUAGGAUUAACUCAAGAUAGGAUUGUGCAGGAUUCAACUGGACUUCUCUCUUGUUUUCAAUAUGGAUAUGUUCCGACGGCCUUCCGUGUUUGUAUCAACUCAUGAUUUUGAGCUCAAGCAAUAUACAGCAACUUCAUCUGCAGUCUUGAAAUUUCAAGAGAUGGAUGCUUGGUGUUACGUAGGCUGAAAUUUUCUCAUAUACAUUCCUAGAAAGCGAAAAAAUUUGGGUAUCGCGCGUCGAUUAUCUGCAUGAAGUUCAAGCCAUUUUAAAAGGUCAGUUGGAUUUAUCAAAUGCUGUUAGUUGUGAUGAUUAUAAUUAGGAAUUGUUGUAUAUCUUUACAAAAUUUUGUAGUAUGAAUUUACAAUGUUUCAGCUCU
Ananas comosus (pineapple) is the source of this 1330-nucleotide messenger RNA. Its product is annotated as probable RNA methyltransferase At5g51130. The coding region runs from base 60 to 950 and encodes 296 amino acids. Lineage: Eukaryota; Viridiplantae; Streptophyta; Magnoliopsida; Poales; Bromeliaceae. Gene Ontology annotation, molecular function: snRNA binding; RNA methyltransferase activity; O-methyltransferase activity. The transcript is spliced from 9 exons. The record is from RefSeq and is a predicted model, not a curated record. Gene Ontology annotation, biological process: snRNA modification.